CUCUUGGCACGGCUGACAUUCUCCUCCAGCUCGUUCGCUCUAGCGACGACUGCCACUCGGUUGUCCAUCGUUCUCGUCCGUCGUCCCUUAGUUCAUCUGCUCGUUCGUUUUGCGGCCAGUCAGCUCGGUAUCGCAUUAUGCUACGGUCACAUCGGUGCCCGUCAGUGCUUCCCGCUCGUGCUUUCCGCCGGUGCAGCCUCGACGACGAGCCGCUACCUGGAAUCGGUGCAACGUGACCCGCUGGCAUGCGUCCGCCAGGAAAAUGGGGAAAACCGCCAGCAAGCUGAAGUCAAAGAGGAGCCAGAGCAUAUCAUGGAGCUUCCGGUUUCCAUCAAUGGUCACCCUGCAAAACCUAGGCGCCAGUGGCCGUCGUCGAAAGAGAAACGGCAUACCCUCUUCAGCCUCUUGUAAGGAUCUCCAGCAGAAGCGACACACGAUCCACCUACAACCGGAAGUGAUUAUUCAGAAGGAACCUUCUCUCAUCGUGACGCCACUGUCGCCGGAAGAUCUAACCGAAGAAAGCCCAAGGUCGUCGGAGGUAAAAGCUGAAGAGGCGGAGGAGGAGGCGGCGGUGGACAGAAGGGAGCACCGCGACGCGUGUUCCAGAGAAUCUGUUGCGAAAAGGGUUGACAGCAACGACUACUCGAAUUUACCGAUGGAGCCACCGGAAGAGUCGACGCGUAAACUCUUGGAGCGGGAACUUCGACUUCUGGAUCCCAGGGAUCUGAGGUCUCAUGCUUGGUAUCACGGUAGCACUCUUCGUGGUGGCAGAAAAGGCGCCGAGGCGGAAGUGCCCAACGAUGGCGACUUCCUGGUCCGCGAUUGUGCCUCUCAACCCGGAAACUACGUCCUCACGGUUCGAUGGAAGGGUCAACCCCUUCAUUUUGUCAUCAACAGGGUUGUGAUCCAACCGGAGACGGUGUACGAACGGGCGCAGUACCAGUUCGAGGAUGAGGCGUUCGACACUGUGGCCGACCUGAUAACCUUUUACGUCGGCAGCGGGAGACCGAUAAGCCAAGCGAGCGGUGCCCGCAUAAUCACCCCAAAGCCACGAUGCGUGCCUCUGACCUGCGUUUCAGGACCAGCGAACAGUCAGCACUGUUCGAGCCCCUCCUCUUCGUCCCUGUCAACCGGUUCUCCGCCUCGCCUGCCUCGAAAGCAGCAACGAAGCCACUCUUUGACCGCCCAGCAUCAUCCCUCGGACCAGCACGACGGUCGUCAAACGUCGAAUCAACAACCAUUGUCUCACGGACCAGUUCAAUCUAGCACCCUGCCGCGCGUACCACCCAUACAGAAUCAACCACCCUCGUGUUCCUUGUCUCUGGGUCGUCAAAAGAUCACCAGGGUGAUCUCCGAUCCUGCCCUACAGCAACAACAACAACAGCCGGUCCACCAGCAGUCUCUGAACCACCAAAAUUCUCUGGGAACGGCUCCACCGAAGCCGCCAAGGGUACCGUACGUUCCUAAUCAUCAGCAUCACUCUAUCCACCAUCAUCAUCACCAUCAUCAUCAUCACCAGGGAUACCAGGCGUCGGGCAGCGACAGUGGCAACGGCUCCGGGGACAGCGAGUUCGAGACGAACAACUCCGGGGGCACCAGUAACCCGUCAUCCUCGGUUCCCAUCAAAGGAGUCGUCAUUAGGAGUCACUAUACCACCAGCAACGAUGGCACCAACGGGAACAGCGGUAACGAGUACGAACUGUCCACCGAGGAGCAGCUGGUGGUGGCUGCUCCAUCCUUGGAGAUCACCACGUCGUUGGACAUCGAGGGAUUCACGACCUUUCUGUUGCCAUCCGGUGACCACAGGCCUCUAGACCCCACCGCGUUGAGAGGAGUCUCCGGACUACUUCUCGACUCGGCACCCAGGGUUCUAGCCUCGCAUCUGACCAAGAUCGAUCUAGAGCUGGCUCUUCAACCCGGUCCUGGCAACAGAAACGGCCUCAGCGGCAUCGAGCUGGCCACCUUGCCACACGGUAGACAGGCCAGGAUGGACCUGAUCGAACGGUCCGAGUGCUUGAAACUCCUAGUGGCGGUGACCGUGCUGGCUGGGGCCACCGCGAUCGAACGAGCAGGCACCAUCAGCAAGUGGAUCAAGGUGGCUAUCGAUACCAAGACGGCGCUGGGCAACCUCUACGGUUUUUGCGGCGUGAUGCUGGGUCUGUGCCUGCCGCAGAUCCAGAGGCUGGCGAACACCUGGCAUCUCCUGAGGCAGAAGUACACGGACGAGGCGUUCAGCUUCGAGGCGAAGCUCAGGCCCACGCUGAGAGCCAUGAACGAGUGCACCAACCCACAGGCACCCAACACCACGCUGCCCCAUUUGUUGCCUAUAGCGUUGUUGGGGGAUCGUGGACCGGAGGAUGUGCUAGGCAUGGCAGCUCCGUCUGGCCUCGCGGGCGCCAUUUUGUCGCCUUGGGAAAAUUCCGCCCCCGAUUGUGGUCUGUCUAUAGUUUGGUCGCAUUUGGAAUCGGCGCGGAGGAUGGCCGAGAACUUGCCGCUGUUUCGUAGAAAUGCUGAGAUAGUUUUGGAGGGUUCGAGGAGCGACGAGCUGCUGUCGGACGCGUUUCGAACCGAAUUUCAUAUAAAAUUCCUAUGGGGAAGUCGAGGCGCGACCGUGGCGCCGGAAGAGAGACACUUAAAGUUCACGCAAGUUCUGGACGCGAUGUUCGACAAGUGUUCGUCGAACGAGGUGACGGCCUAAACGCGGCGACCAAAGGACAGAUUAUUUUAGACGGAACCGCGAUGCGCGUGGCUAGUCCUUCAUUUUUAGAACGACUUUUUUGCGAUCGCCUGAAAGGAGAAAGGGACCCCAACGAAUUUAUCUUUCGGUUAAUUUUUACGUGCUCGUGUAAAUUAUGGUUAUGUAAUUAUGUAAUUAAAUCGUUGUAAUUAAUUGUAAUUUCUACUAUACGUACGGUAGUCUAGUUCAUUUGGCGAGGUUUGAUCCGCGACGGACGUAUUUAGUCGACCAUGUGUUUUCCGAUUCGAAACUAACCGCGACUGCCAAUUUUGCACAAUUUUCACGAGAAGCGAACGGGCGUUCGUUUUUAUAGAAAUUUUUUCGUACCGAAUCGUAGCUCGUAAGCAAAGUCCGUGAACGUGAUUCCUCCAUCGCGACGAACGACACGAUUUUAUCGCGACUACGAGAGGAGGACGAAGCGAGCACACGUUCGUCGCGAUAGUUCGAUCGCUCGCAGCGCCGAGAAACAAUCAAAAUAAAUAGCAUUUACGCGACUGGACGUAUAAUCACAAACGUAAUAAAACGCGUCAUAUUUAGCGGAGUAACGAUUCCAGGAUGUAUCGAGAUACAUACCUUUAUUAACGAACCCGCAUUUACUGUCUCGCAAUGACUGGCGACGAUAUAAUAAUCAAAUCGAGUUGAACUAUCAUGUACUUAAUUUUAACUGACUCUAUAUUCGGCCAAUAAUAUGUUGUAAAUGUUGUUGACAUUUGUUCACACUUAAUAAUAUACG
Messenger RNA from Colletes gigas, 3470 nucleotides. RefSeq names its product SH2 domain-containing protein 3C. Gene Ontology annotation, molecular function: phosphotyrosine residue binding; guanyl-nucleotide exchange factor activity. NCBI's taxonomy places the organism in Eukaryota, Metazoa, Arthropoda, Insecta, Hymenoptera, Colletidae. The transcript is spliced from 6 exons. Bases 263 to 2698 code for a protein of 811 amino acids. Gene Ontology annotation, biological process: positive regulation of peptidyl-serine phosphorylation; small GTPase-mediated signal transduction. The record is from RefSeq and is a predicted model, not a curated record.